ACAAGAAGCUGGACAUUCUUAUUGAGGUUUUUUUUUUUUAAUUGUCAUUACUUUUUCUGUUAUUUUUUUAGUAGUGUUUUUAUGUUGUUUUAUACAGUUACUUAAUUUUUUUUUUCUCAGUCAUCCCAAGGUGGUCUCACUCACAAUGGAUCUUAGUCUGAAGAUGCUCUUCGUACUUCAGAAAAUGAGGAUGAUGAAGAUUCCACUUCGGAGGAAGACGAGGAUGAUAAAUUCGACGAUGACAAAGGAGAUGAUCAUCAUGACGAUGAAACUGAUGAUGAUGAUGAUGAUCUGGGUGGAGAUGGUGUUGGUGCUGGUCAGGAUGAGGCUCACACGGGCGAUGUUCGUAACGAUGAGGGUGUUGUUGUCCCCGCGGUUGUUUCGAGGGAUGAUGAUACCGGCAAGGUCGAUGAUGCCAAGAAUUCUGACCCUGUGGAACCUAUUGCAGAGAUCAAACAGGUGUAUUUCUUGUUUGGACAUCAUUUUUGUUUGUGCUUUUUUUUUGUGUGUUUCUGUGUUUUGUGUUUGUUUUAAUAGUUUUUUACUGUUUUUUUUGUUAUCAGCCUGAACAGUCUCAAGGUGGGGAGGAGAACAUUGAUGUUGAUGCAACAAUUGCAUCUGCUGUUAAAGCUGUGGAGAAUUUGGUUUGUGUUUAUGUUUUUUUUUUUUUAUAUUUGUAUUUAUUUGGUAUUCUAUUGUUGUUUUUAUGGUGUUUUUAUUGUACUGUUUGAAAUUUAAAAAUAAGUCUUUUUAUUUAUCCUUUCUCUUUUUUAGAUUGGUUCCUCAACUCAUGCCCCUGCUCCUGUUGAGACUUCUAAGAAGACUGAUCUUGAAAUGGUUGUUUUUCAAGAGACUCCUAUUUUACGUCCUCAAAAGAGGGAUCGGAAGAAAGGAGCUGUUUUGAAAUCCCCAUUCAUUGAGCUUGCUUCUGGUGCAUCUAAAUCAGGUUCAUCCUCGGUUUCUCCUGAUGAUUCUGUGUAUAAGGUCGUUAAAUAUGUGCGUGGUUUGUGCCCGUUGGACAACAAGAUUGGUGAACCUGUGGAUCCGCAAUUGGAAGCUGAGUUUGUCAAGUGGGUUGAUUCAGGUCUUAGAAAGCAUAAAUCUAACACAACAACUAAUGUGUAUUGUAAGGGUAAGGACACUAUAUUUCCGCCAUUUCGUUUUGGUGUUGAGGACAUCAGCAACAAGAUGUGGUUUCACAACCUUGCCUAUCCUAAUUGUUUCCUUACCAAUUCUGUAAGUUUUUAUUUUAUUAUUAUUAUUAUUUUACAUAUUAUUUUUUUAUUUAUUUUUUUUAAUGUUUUUAAGUGUUGUUCUGUUAGUUUUUUAUAAGUUUGAAUGUUUUUUCACUUACUUUUUUUUAU
This is a messenger RNA of Cannabis sativa, 1364 nucleotides long. RefSeq lists its product as uncharacterized. The coding region runs from base 835 to 1332 and encodes 165 amino acids. The transcript is spliced from 2 exons. The record is from RefSeq and is a predicted model, not a curated record. NCBI's taxonomy places the organism in Eukaryota, Viridiplantae, Streptophyta, Magnoliopsida, Rosales, Cannabaceae.